AUGAUUCCAUCGGCCACUUCUCCAGCAGGCUCAUCCUCGUCAAAGAAAACCGACGACGAACUCGAAGCAAUGGCGAAAAAAGUGGAUCAAAAUGCGGCUCGAAGGGCGGCCAACAACUUUCAGGAAAUGCUUGAAGCUUUAAUAAGCGUCCAGCAAAGAGCACUGGAGAAGAAUGUGAUUGUAGAAGAUAUUGCGAACGAAGAAAAACAAGAAGCGAAAGAGUUUCUUCAAAAUUUGGUCACAUUGUCUCAUAAUACAGCCAAAGUUGUGCGCGGACAAUCAGAAGAUGAAAUCAAAGAGGGCAUGCAAGCGUUGGCACCGGAUGGUAAGACUCCGUUCGAGCCUUUAUUCAGUGUCGUGCAAACACUCUUCUCGAAAGACGUUAUGUAUCCGUCGAUAAAGCAACUCUAUGAUGCGUUUCCGAAUUAUAUGAAAGAGAAUGAGAGUAGUUUGGACUCGCAAACAAAAGCGCGAUACGAGAGGCAAAUCGAAGUAUUGGAAAAAAUUUGUCGAGAAUAUGAACGAAAUGAUUUUGAUGAAGCAACAGCUUCGAAGGAGGAAAUGAGUAAAUGGUUCCGGAAGAUAAGUUUACUGAUGCUGGAAUUACAGUCACAUGGAGCUACACCCGAACAGUUGACCGGCAAAAUGCCAGAUGGCUGGCAGGUGGACUCGUCGACGGGUUUACCGAAACUCGUUGAUGCGGACAAGGCUGCUGAAGCGUGUAGUGUGAUGUAA
Molecule: messenger RNA, 735 nt
Organism: Anisakis simplex (herring worm)
Lineage: Eukaryota; Metazoa; Nematoda; Chromadorea; Rhabditida; Anisakidae
Source: the annotation of a GenBank genome assembly